Molecule: messenger RNA, 882 nt
Organism: Phycodurus eques (leafy seadragon)
Lineage: Eukaryota; Metazoa; Chordata; Actinopteri; Syngnathiformes; Syngnathidae
Product: gastrula zinc finger protein XlCGF7.1-like
Exons: 4
Coding region: 1-882 (293 amino acids)
Cellular component (GO): nucleus
Source: RefSeq, a predicted model, not a curated record
AUGAUGAAGGAGGCGGCGCCAAAGGAAGACAAGCACAUCACCGAACAUCUUUGUACUGACCAGCAGGAGCCAGAGCCCCUUCACAUUAAAGAAGAAGUGGAGGACGAUGAGAGUACUUUGAAACAACACAUGAGAACACACAGCGCUGAGAAACCUUUUGUCUGCAUACAUUGUGGCCAAAGAUUCUCUCAGAAGGAACACUUAAAAGGACACACAGGAACCCACACUGGUGAGAAACCUUUUGCCUGCUCAGUUUGUGGGCAAAGAUUCUCUGUCAAGGGAAACAUAAAAACACACACAAGAACCCACACUGGUGAGAAACCUUUUGCCUGCUCAGUUUGUGGUCAAAGAUUCAUUGAAAACAGAAGCUUAAAAACACACACAAGAACCCACACUGGUGAGAAACCUUUUGCCUGCUCAGUUUGUGGUCAAAGAUUAAUUGAAAACAGAAGCUUAAAAAGACACACAAGAACCCACACUGGUGAGAAACCUUUUGCCUGCUCAGUUUGUGGUCAAAGAUUAAUUGAAAACAGAAGCUUAAAAAGACACACAAGAACCCACACUGGUGAGAAACCUUUUGCCUGCUCAGUUUGUGGUCAAAGAGUCAUUGAAAACAGAAGCUUAAAAAGUCACACAAGAACCCACACUGGUGAGAAACCUUUUGCCUGCUCAGUUUGUGGGCAAAGAUUCUCUGUCAAGGGAAACUUAAAAACACACACAAGAACCCACACUGGUGAGAAACCUUUUGCUUGCUCAUGCUCCUUCUAUGUCUACCGCCACGCAGCCAAGCUCUUCCACCUUCCCAUGGUUUCACUUCCUACCCGUUCCCUGUUCCAACGGACCACCAUCGCCCCUCAGAUGUCCUACCCGCUGAACGUUUAA